Molecule: messenger RNA, 1986 nt
Organism: Rotaria sordida
Lineage: Eukaryota; Metazoa; Rotifera; Eurotatoria; Philodinida; Philodinidae
Source: the annotation of a GenBank genome assembly
AUGAAAACAAACACAGAUCCCCAUCAAAUGGCGCUGACAUCAGUUGUGUAUAGGAAUCCUGUCACAAGUAACACUCAUUAUAAUGAACUUGAAGUGAGGCAUUCAUUGUUAGCUCGUCGAGCGACUAGUAUAAAUCGAAUAUCAAUUCCUGAACAUGCUUCUGCAACACUUACAUUUCACAAUAUUAAUUAUAUUGUUGAAGCCAAAUCAAUAUUAAACAAGCAAUGUUUGAAAUGUCCAAAUCUUCCAUUUUUCAAGGCUCAACAACAAAAACAAAUUCUGUUCGAUGUUUCAGGAAAAUUUAUGAACGGAAUGAAUGCUAUACUUGGUCCUUCUGGAUGUGGAAAAUCAUCAUUACUUGAUGUUCUUGCUGACCGAAAAGAUUCGAAUGAUCUUUCUGGACUUGUGCUAGUCGACGAAGCACCACGUCAUCCAUCUUUUAGAUAUACUGUUGGCUAUGUUGUUCAAGAGAAUAUUUGUAGUGGUACAUUGACAGUCCGUGAGAAUCUAUGGUUUUCAAUUAAUCUACGUAUGCCAAAAGAAAUAUCGAUGACUGAAAAGAAUCAACGUGUUACUUGUGUUAUUAAAGAACUUGGUCUUGAAGCUUGUGCCGAUACACGUGUAGGUACAGAUUUUCUUCGAGGUGUUUCUGGUGGUGAAAAGAAACGAACUUGUAUUGGUAUGGAAUUAGUUUUAUCACCCAAGAUCUUGCUUCUUGAUGAACCAACCACAGGGCUCGAUGCAUCAACAGCAAGCAGCGUUAUGAAUUGUUUGAAAGAUCUAUCUCAACGAGGACGUACUAUCAUAUUUUCUAUUCAUCAACCACGCUACUCCAUCUUUAAAACAUUUGAUACAGUAAUGUUUAUGUGCAAAGGUCGAUGUAUUUAUCAUGGUUCACCUAGAGAUGUGGUUUCAUAUUUUGCUACACAUGGAUAUCAAUGUGAACAAUAUGACAAUCCAGCUGAUUAUGCAUUAGAUGUUUUAAUUGAUGUUAGUCGAAACUUAGAUACAUUGAUGAGGUUAAAUAAUAUAUACAAUACUACGAACGCAAAUGUAUUAGCACUUCAUCAUAUAAAAGAAAGUUUAACCAAUAAUAAUAAUAUUGAGCAAGAACGACAAAAAUAUAAGAUAGAAGCAGCUCGUUCGAUCAAAGCAGAAAUUUUUUAUUUGUCACAGCGAACACUUCGAAAUACUGUACGUAAUCCAGCAUUAGCAUUGUCACAAACUCUUGUUUCUAUUGUUAUUGGUUUAUUAGCCGGAUUACUGUUUUAUAACUUAAAGAGAACGAUUGAACCUGGUGUUCAAAAUAGACUUGGUGCAAUUUUUUUCAUUAUACUGAGUCAGACUUUGAGCAAUUUGACAGCAAUCGAACCGUUGAUUAGUGAAAGUGCACUUUUCAUUCAUGAACGUACAAGUGGUUAUUACAGAAUCUUCACAUUUUUCAUUGCCAAAUUACUAUGUGACUUAUUACCUAUGCGUGUGAUACCAACAAUUCUAUUUUCUGGCAUCUCCUAUUUUAUGAUUGGUUUCAAUCGAACAGGUGGACAAUUCUUUAUUUUUCUAUUGACAAUUUUCAUGACUGGUCUAUUUGGAUCAGCUUUAUGCUUUUUCAUUGCAGCUACUAUACAUGUCUUCGCCGUGGCUUUAAUUAUUGCUAUUCUUAUUUUUGUCGUUAUGACAAUGUUUACUGGAUUUCUUGUCGAUUUGUCAAGUGUCUUUUCUUGGCUUUCUUGGAUUCAGUGGAUAAGUGCAUUUCGAUAUGCUUCGAAUAUGCUUACUAUUAGUGAUUUUAAAGGUCUCACUUUCUGUUUGUCAAAUGCAACCAAUUUCUGUCCAUUGACAGGUGAUGAGAUACUUGAUACACGAGGACUUGCUCAUGCUAAUUCAUGGGAUUUAUGGAAGAACUUUUUUGCAUUAACAAUUAUGUCUAUAAUGUUUUUUGUUUUCGCUUAUAUUCAACUUCUCAGAAUGAAGAAAACAAAAUAA